This is a messenger RNA of Coregonus sp. 'balchen', 7785 nucleotides long. The record is from the annotation of a GenBank genome assembly. NCBI's taxonomy places the organism in Eukaryota, Metazoa, Chordata, Actinopteri, Salmoniformes, Salmonidae.
AUGGUGGUGAGGAUGAGGAUAAUGUUGUUAUUAAUGGAAGCUGCUUCCCCUGUAGGCCUGUAUCGCUGGUUUCUCCAUUUCCACGGGAGCUGCAUCCAGGCUCAUCUCUGGCUACGACAGCUACGGUAACACCUGCGGUCAGAAGAACAGCAAGAUCGAGGGGGUCGAACUCAGUGGCCGGGAUCAGACCGACAACAAGUAAGUCGCGUUAGAAGUGUGGAACAUCUCGAGAUGGAUGCUUACCAAUUGUUAGCCUAUCAUGUAAUAAUGUUUUGGUUGUGAUGUCCACUCCCAUGACAAUGUAGGCUCAGCAGGUUUUGACUCCUCUCUCCUAGCUUGGUUAAACCAGACAAAACGCGAACUUCACCAUUGUUCAGUUUGAUUUUAACCAGGCUAGAUCUCUCCCUCUUCCUCCCCACAAUCGACAAGCCUUUGUUGUGGUAGUUUAACACACACCAUUUAACGUUACCUGUGCACAAACACAGAUUUCAUCAUUUGGUAAUCCAGUUUGCCACUUAUACCCUCUUGCUCAUAUGAUGCAAGGCCUGGUAAAGCCUGGAUGCUCAUUUGUUUUGUUGAUGGGUUAACCAGUGAGAUCAGUGGGUUACAGAGGAUUAUAAACUGUGUGGUUCGAACCCUGAAUGCUGAUUGGCUGACAGCUGUGGUAUAUCAGACCGUAUACCACGGGUAUUACAAAACGUUUAUUUUUACUGCUCUAAUUACGUUGGUAACCAGUUUAUAAUAGCAAUAAGGCACCUCAGGGGUUUGUGGUAUAUGGCCAAUAUACCACAGCUAAGGGCUGUAUCCAAGCACUCUGCGUUGCGUCGUGCAUAAGAACAGCCCUUAGCCGUUGUAUAUUGGCCAUAUACCACACCCCCUCGUGCCUUAUUGCUUAAUUAGCUUGCCAGCACAGGGCAUUACUGUAAACACUUUACUCUAAAUCUUACUAAAUUCACUUCGUUACCUGUGGUCAGAAAAGGUAACAUAAGACAGAUGUGGGUCUGAAAUGGCAUCCUAUUCUCUAUAUAGUGCACUCUUUUUGACCAGAGCUGGGGUCAAUAGUAGUGCACUAGGGCAUAGGGUGCCAUUUCACAUACACCCUGAGUGCUGCAAUGUUUUGCAUUAAUUCACGUCCAUGUUAUUUUUUUGGAAGAUAUUCUAAUAAAUGUUUGACAUGAUUCAUCUUUUGUUGUGCUGCUCAUCCAGUAAGUUUCCAUUCUAGCUGUCUCUAGGAACAGUUUCAAUGAGACAAUGGGCUUUGUUUCUUAAGCUGGGCUGGUUGCCCAGUGACGUUUUGACUGAGUGUCAGCAGGGGCGUUUUGGCUACAGAGAUUUGACUGUUUAAUAAGCUGUAUCCCACAUCACAUUUUACACAACCUACGUUAACGAGUCUACUAUGAAAAUAUGUUUAGGAAAAUAUGGCAUUUAUUGUAUUGCAAGAUGGAACAGUACAAUUUGCAACAUUCAAGGACGUUACUCAAAUGUUGUGCAGAUGUUUAGUUCUGUCUUACUUGACUUGGGCCCUUGGCUUCCUUCAAGGAGCAUGUGCCAUUGACAAAUACACUCCAUCUCACUCUUUUCAGGACGUUUUUCUCCUUCACUCCAUCCUUAUUGAAGUCCUGUUCUUUGACCUUUUCCAGGUAUGUCUUCUUCUUGGACCCCUGCAACAUUGACAUUCUGAACAGGAAGAUCAAGUCUAUGGCACUCUGUGUGUCCAGGUGUCCAGACAUAGAGCUGAAGACGUACACUGAGGUCAAAAAGUUUGCACUGCAAAAUGGUGAGAGUUCUUCCUGCUCUGAUCCGUACUGUAUGCAUGUAUUCCCACAUCCCACAUAUUCAUGGUAAUAUACGCAGAUUUGAAGAAGUCAACAGUGUGAAAAUGAAUUGCACUAAGUUUAUUUCCUAUUUCUCCUCUUUACAUAGGGUCGGAGCUCUGCUCAUACGACAUUCCAGUCUCCAAGUAUGCAAGCCACGGAGAGAGAUCCAAAAAGUGCCCCAAACUCCCUGUGCCAGCAAGGUACAGUACUGUUUUACCAGUGUCAAGUCAACAGCGAGUAAAUAUAACGACAUUAGCGAGACAAUGCUGGUGAUACCAUUUUCCCCCAUCCUCACCCCUUGUGCAGUAAGUCUCUCCCGGUGUUCCACCGCUGCACUCCCGUGGACAUCUCCUGCUAUGCCCAGUUUGCUGAGGCCUUCGUCACCUUUGUCAGCGACAACAGCAUGUUGCACAGGGUCAUCGCCGGGGUGAUGGCUAGCAAGGAGAUCAUCAUGGGCCUCUGCGUGCUGGCUCUAGGUACAUCCUAAAGUUGUAUUUUAUGUUCUAGCUGUCUGUAUAGCCUCCUAAAGCAUUAUAGUGGAUAUCCUAAAUAACUUCUCUCGCUCUCUGUAUACUGCUUGAUUUGAUUGUGCCUCAGAGGCCUCUGCUCUCCCCCUAGAAAGUUUUGUUUCCUGAGACAGGGUCAGGAAAUGAUAACAGGAAAUGUCUCCUGGAGAGCUGACGGCUCUACGCUUGCUUUUUAAAAGUAGAAACAUUUAGGAGCACACAAAGAAAUUUAGGGGCACAAUGGAAAUUAUUUGAGAUAACAAGCCGUUUUCUUUGUAGCAAUAGUGCAAGCAUGACAGUGUAUUAUCCAUGGCACUCGGGCUGCAUUACAGUGAAGUAGCCUAAUCAGUGCAACAAUUAUCAUCUGGGUGAUUUUCAUUCUAGGCGCACCGGUGCUCCUAAAUAAAAAUUCCAGGUCGCACAGCAAAAUAUUUAAGCGCAUAUGCGAGUAAAAAGGUCGCACUCUAGAGCACUGGCAUCCAAAAGAAGUAGUCCUCCCUUUAAAUUGACAUGACACAUCACACAAUGACGCCUUAUGUUUCAAUAAAUAAAGCAGCAAGAAUCAUAGCGUUAUACAAUAAUAAGGCCUUUUUUGUUACGACAAUAGCAUUGUUUCAUCUCUUUUAUAUCUAUCCCCCUCUGUCUGUAGUCCUCUCCAUAAUCCUGAUGGUGGUGAUUCGCUACAUCUCUGUCGUGCUGGUCUGGAUACUCACCGCCCUCGUGGUUCUGGGCUCUUUAGGUAAGCUUCCCUCUUACCGACGUCGCAGUAAUGUAAUGAAAGAGACGUCUUUACUAGUAAUGGGCAUUCCGAGUCUUUUCGGUGAGCCGUUCAUUUGGCUCCCAAACGUCUCUUCUUUCAUUCUGUAGUGCUUAAAAAUGUAUGAGAAACCAUGUAUUAUAGCACAUUUCAAUUGUAAAGCCUGAAAGGUCGCCUACCAUUAUGUCAGAUUGUGAAAUGUGAGUUCAAAUACAUUUUACCUCACGAAAUUAGAUUUCUUGCAAAAACACACUGCAAAAUUUUGCAUGGACCAGAAUGAGGCUCUCUCCUCACUAUCUAUUGUUUUUAUAACUUAUCUCCAGAUAAUGUUUUUAUAAUUUAUCUGCAGAUAAUCGUUGUCGGGAGCUCAAAAAGCAGUAGUAGCAGUAUGCAAAUCAGGGAACCAAAUGAACAGCUCUUUCAAAGAUGCGAUUCAAUUUCCGACGUUCAAAAAGAGACGUUCGUUCUCAAAGCCAUACUGUAUGCAUAGAUUCGUGGGUAAUGUACUAGUCUAGUCAUGUACUAAUCUUUACCUGGUUCUUAUCUGAUGUUCAUCCAGAAACCAGUGUACAACCAGAAAAUGACAUUUUACCCAGUAUUAGGCUGAACCCAGUAGUAGCUUGAUGGCUUCGUCCUUGUGUUUUCAGGGGGGACGGGGGUUCUGUGGUGGCUCUACGUGGACCACAGGACGAAUCUGACCGACCAGACUGCUAACACCCCAACACCCCAACAGCAAGUGGCCACAGACAACGUCCAGGCUCUGCUGGUCUAUGCCAUCAUUGCCACUGUCUUCACGGUACGUGUGUGUGCAUGUGUUCUUCCUUUGCAAUGUGUUGUGAUUUCUCUGUUUUAUAUGGGUAAGGUGUGUUGUGAGGGUUCAUACUGUACUGUGUUUUCAAGUAUUUGCUCUUCAAGACCAGAUUUGUUUCAGCAACAAGAAAAAGCCAAAUGUUGACAGAGGCAAGUAAGCUUUAAGGCUGGAAAACUGUAAAAGCUGACGAACGCUUUUGCAAAAAUGUGUGUCAUGAUUCUGCAACUAUAAAAGCCUUACAGUUUCGUCUGCAACACUGACAGAAAUGACCUGACCCACAUUGACAUUUAGCAGACACUCUUACAGAUUUUUCACCUAGUCGGCUCGGCGAUAUUGAACCAGCGACCUUUCGGUUACUGGCCCAACGCUCUUAAUCGCGAGGCUACCUGCUGCCCCAACAUUCCAACUCAGUGUUUUCCACAAGUACCUGGAAUAGCCAGACAAAUAGAAAAAGUAGCCAUACAGGCCCCCUCGGGGUGGCCUCUGGUACAUUCUAAUGCCCUGAUUCCAUCUGAAAUACACAGCAAAAUUAUUGAAUAAUUUAUCAAAUUUAACUUCCAGAUUUGUUGUGGUAUUGUGUGUAGGCGGACGUGACUUUACAAUUAAAAUUACAGAAAAUGUAUGAAUUCAGUGUAUUGUUAGUUGUUUUGGAUAUUGCCUAGGCUUAUAUGAUCAGGACAAUUUUUAAAGUAAAAUACCCUUAAACAUGUAUUUUUUCUCUUGAGAUUAAAGUCUUAUUUACAGUUUUACUGCAAGAUAUGAAUUGCCACAAUGUUUGUUCUUCAAAUUAUGUAUUAUAUUAAAACAGAAAUUAUUUAAAUAGCCCAAUGCUCACAUUAUCUUGAAAAAUUAAUAAAAAGUGGCUGCUACACUGUAUAUGAAAUGAAUGUGCCAGAAAACAAUAAUAAGGCAAAGUAGAUUUUGACUCAUCGUUACCACUUAGGCUACAUUACCUGGGACGUGCAAAUCUACGCUGACAUGUUUUACAAGGAGCACACAAAGAAAUUUAGGAAGUUCAUGAAUAAAAUGUUUUUGGGGUGUUCCAUGCUCAAUAAAGUACAAUCAAUGUACCCUCUAUCAAAUCAAAUUUUAGUUGUCACAUGCGCCGAAUACAACAGGUGGAUACCUUACCGUGAAAUGCUUACUUACAAGCCCUUACCCAACAAUGCAGUUUUAAGAAAAUAGAGUUAAGAAAAUAUCAAAUAAAUAAACUAAAGUUAAAAAUUAAAAAGUAAAAAAACCACACACAAUAAAAUAAUGAGGGUAUAUACAGCGGGUACCGGUACUUGGGUGAGACGAACAUUUUCAGCUGCCCCUUUAGGACAGGCCUUUACCGUGGUAAUGGUGGGAUUCACAUGUCUGUUUGUCUGAGAGAUGAGAUUCUCCGACAUCCUUUUGCUAGUAGCAGUUGAUCAAACUUAAACUAACAACCUAGUGUGUGAACAAAAUGAUGUAAAUAGCCAAAAAACACGAGGACAUAGUCACACUAGUAGACUUUAGGGCAAAUUCUACCAACUUCUAUGCCUGUGCCCUUCUAAAAAUGUAUCUUCCAGAACUUCACUCAUUGACUUUUUCCACAUUUUGUUACGUUACAGCAUUAUUCUAAAAUAGAUUUUUUUUUUAUCCUCAGCAAUCUACACACAAUACCCCAUAAUGACAAAGCGAAAAUGGGUUAUUAGAAAUUUUUGCAAAUAAAUAAUAAACAGAAAUACCUUAUUUACAUAAGUAUUCAGACCCUUUGCUAUAAGACUCGAAAUUGAGCUCAGGAGCAUCCUGUUUCCAUUGAUCAUCCUUGAGAUGUUUCUCCAACUUGAUUGGAGUCCACCUGUGGUAAAUUCAAUUGAUUGGACAUGAUUUGGAAAGGCACACACCUGUUUAUAUAAGGUCCCACAGUUGACAGUGUAUGUCAGAGCAAAAACCAAGCCAUGAGGUCGAAGGAAUUGUCCGUAGAGCUCCGAGACAGGAUUGUGUAGAGGCACAGAUAUGGGGAAGGUCCCCGAGAACGCAGUGGCCUCCAUCAUUCUUAAAUGGAAGAAGUUUGGAACCACCAAGACUCUUCCUAGAGCUGGCCGCCCGGCCGAACUGAGUAAUCGGGGGAGAAGGGCCUUGGUCAGGGAGGUGACCAAGAACCCAAAGGUCACUCUGACAGAGCUCCAGUGUUCCUCUGUGGAGAUGGGAGAACCUUCCAGAAGGACAACCAUCUCUGCAGCACUCCACCAAUCAGGCCUUUAUGGUAGAGUGGCCAGACGGAAGAAACUCCUCAGUAAAAGGCACAUGACAGCCCGCUUGGAGUUUGCCAAAAGGCACCUAAAGACUCUCAGACCAUGAGAAACAAGAUUCUCUGGUCUGAUGAAACCAAGAUUGAACUCUUUGGCCUGAAUACCAAGCGUCACGUCUGGAGGAAACCUGGCACCAUCCCUACUGUGAAGCAUGUGGUGGCAGCAUCAUGCUGUGGGGAUGUUUUUCAGCGGCAGGGACUGGGAGACUAGUCAGGGUCGAGGGAAAGAUGAACGGCGCAAAGUACAGAGAGAUCCUUGAUGAAAACCUGCUCCAGAGCGCUCAGGAUCUCAGACUGGGGUGAAGGUUCACCUUCCAACAGGACAACAACCCUAACCACACAGCCAAGACAACGCAGGAGUGGCAUCGGUACAAGUCUCUGAAUGUCCUUGAGUGGCCCAGCCAGAGCCCGGACUUGAACCCUAUCAAACAUCUCUGGAGAGACCUGAAAAUAGCUGUGCAGCGACGCUCAACAUCCAACCUGACAGAGCUUGAGAGGAUCUGCAGAGAAGAAUGGAAGAAACUCCCCAAAUACAGGUGUGCCAAACUUGUAGCAUCAUACUCAAGAAGACUUCGAGGCUGUAAUCACUGCCAAAGGUGCUUCAACAAAUACUGCGUAAAGGGUCUGAAUACUUAUGUAAAUGUGAUAUUUCCGUUUAAAAAUAAAUAAAUAUUCUAAACCUGUUUUUGCUUUGUUAUUAUGGGGUAAUGUGUGUAGAUUGAUGAGGAAAGAAAACGAUUUAAUCAAUUUUAGAACAAGGCUGUAACCUUGCACGGUAGAGCCCUGAAAUGAACUCACAGAGACCAUAAAGAAGCAUCAUGCUCUUUAAUGAAACAAACACAGCGCACACAAAUCAUACUUACCACAGGUACUGGGAGGCGGGACAGACCGCAGACUGUCACAGAAAGCGGAUGUUUCUGUUUUUCAGGGAUACAGUAUUUAACAUAACUUCCGUUUUCCUGGAAAAAUGAAAGUGGGACCUCUGCUCAGGCGUAUUUUUGCGACGUUAAGUUAAACCAGCGGUGUUUCCCUGUCAUUGCUCGCUUUGUGAAAAGAUGCAUAUCGUUCAUUCUAGCGGGAGAGGGCUCAGCUAGCUUUUUUUCUGACUAUCAAAUUGAAAGUAGCCUAGUUAAAAUAAGUGUAAAAAGUAGCCAGCUGAAAAUGAGAUGGAAUCUGCUGUUUAGCCGACAGUCGGCACUAGUGGAAAACACUGCAUUCCCACCAUUCCUACAUACUCAUAUCUUCAUUUGAUAAUUAGCACUGAAUAAAUGUAUUCACAUCCCUAUCCUGUAACUGAUACCCAGCAAAUAUACAUCAUAUCCUAUAUCCCAUUUUCAGGUGAUCCUGCUGCUGCUACUGUUCUUCAUGAGGAAGCGCGUGGCGCUGACCAUCACCCUGUUCCACGUGGCAGGCAAGGUGUUCACUCACCUGCCCCUGCUGGCCCUGCAGCCCUUCUGGACCUUCCUCAGCCUCAUGCUCUUCUGGGUGUCCUGGCUCGGUGUGCUCCUCUUCCUCGGAACCACAGGUCAGAAUAGAAUACAACUUUGUCACAUUGUGAAACAGACAUUUUUGUUAAUGUCUUUAUUUUCCCCUUUCAUCGAGAUAUUUACGUCUAA